GUGUUCGCCGACGCCGCGGGGGCGUGGCGCGGCCCUAGCGCACUGUAAGCAGUUGGGGGUCAUUUCCUUGAGGCCCUACUCGCUAGCCAGCGCCCACGGGGCCAGCCCUGGCUGCUGCUGGGAGCCGGGUCGUAAGGGGCAGCGGGAUGUUUCUGACGCUGCCCUGGCACAUGAGCCCUGGGUCCUUCGGGAGGGUACCGAGCCACUCGGGUCGGAUUUCGCUGUUGGGACAAAGGCCUGGCUCGUGCGCGGAGCGGGGCCACGGUCUAAGAGCAGAGCUAGCAGAGCGGCGGCCUUGCACAGGGGUUCCAGCUUGCGGUGGGAACAGAGAGCCGCAGUGGGGCGGGGCUGCCUCUGUCUGGCCCUCGGCUGCCUGCGAAACGUGGACCGGGUGAUGCCACAGGAGAAACCACCCUAGUAGUUCCGCUCCGAGGGCGGAAGUGCGCGUCUCUGUCUGUGCGGCUGACCAGUUAGCGACAUGGUGGCACCCGUGCUGGAGACUUCUCACGUGUUUUGCUGCCCAAACCGGGUGCGGGGAGUCCUGAACUGGAGCUCUGGGCCCAGAGGACUUCUGGCCUUUGGCACGUCCUGCUCCGUGGUGCUCUAUGACCCCCUGAAAAGGGUUGUUGUUACCAACUUGAAUGGUCACACCGCCCGAGUCAAUUGCAUACAGUGGAUUUGUAAACAGGAUGGCUCCCCUUCUACUGAAUUAGUUUCUGGAGGAUCUGAUAAUCAAGUGAUUCACUGGGAAAUAGAGGAUAAUCAGCUUUUAAAAGCAGUCCAUCUUCAAGGCCAUGAAGGACCUGUUUAUGCGGUGCAUGCUGUUUACCAGAGGAGGACAUCAGAUCCUGCUUUAUGUACACUGAUCGUUUCUGCAGCUGCAGAUUCUGCUGUUCGACUCUGGUCUAAAAAGGGUUCAGAAGUAAUGUGCCUUCAGACUUUAAACUUUGGAAAUGGAUUUGCUUUGGCUCUCUGCUUGUCUUUUUUGCCAAAUACUGAUGUACCAAUAUUAGCAUGUGGCGAUGAUGAUUGCAGAGUUCACGUAUUUGCUCAACAAAAUGAUCAGUUUCAGAAAGUGCUUUCUCUCUGUGGACAUGAGGAUUGGAUUAGAGGAGUGGAAUGGGCAGCCUUUGGUAGAGAUCUUUUCCUAGCAAGCUGUUCACAAGAUUGCCUGAUAAGAAUAUGGAAGCUGUAUAUAAAGUCAACAUCUUUAGAAACUCAGGAUGACGAUAACAUAAGACUGAAAGAAAAUACUUUUACCAUAGAAAAUGAAAGUGUUAAAAUAGCAUUUGCUGUUACUCUGGAGACAGUGCUAGCCGGUCAUGAAAACUGGGUAAAUGCAGUUCACUGGCAACCUGUGUUUUACAAAGAUGGUGUUCUACAGCAGCCAAUGAGAUUAUUAUCUGCUUCCAUGGAUAAAACCAUGAUUCUCUGGGCUCCAGAUGAAGAGUCAGGAGUUUGGCUAGAAGAGGUUCGAGUAGGUGAAGUAGGUGGGAAUACUUUGGGAUUUUAUGAUUGCCAGUUCAAUGAAGAUGGCUCCAUGAUCAUUGCUCAUGCUUUCCACGGAGCGUUGCACCUUUGGAAACAGAAUACAGUUAACCCAAGAGAGUGGACUCCAGAGAUUGUCAUUUCAGGACACUUUGAUGGUGUCCAAGACCUAGUCUGGGAUCCAGAAGGAGAAUUUAUUAUCACCGUUGGUACUGAUCAGACAACUAGACUUUUUGCUCCAUGGAAGAGAAAAGACCAAUCACAGGUGACUUGGCAUGAAAUUGCAAGGCCUCAGAUACAUGGAUAUGACCUGAAAUGUUUGGCAAUGAUUAAUCGGUUUCAGUUUGUAUCUGGAGCAGAUGAAAAAGUUCUUCGGGUUUUUUCUGCACCUCGGAAUUUUGUGGAAAAUUUUUGUGCCAUUACAGGACAAUCACUGAAUCAUGUGCUUUGUAAUCAAGAUAGUGAUCUUCCAGAAGGAGCCACUGUCCCUGCUUUGGGAUUAUCAAAUAAAGCUGUCUUUCAGGGAGAUAUAGCUUCUCAGCCUUCUGAUGAAGAGGAGCUGUUAACUAGUACUGGUUUUGAGUAUCAGCAGGUGGCCUUUCAGCCCUCCAUACUUACUGAGCCUCCCACUGAGGAUCAUCUUCUGCAGAAUACUUUGUGGCCUGAAGUUCAAAAACUAUAUGGGCAUGGUUAUGAAAUAUUUUGUGUUACUUGUAACAGUUCAAAGACUCUGCUUGCCUCAGCUUGUAAGGCAGCUAAGAAAGAGCAUGCAGCUAUCAUUCUUUGGAACACUACAUCUUGGAAACAGGUGCAGAAUUUAGUUUUCCACAGUUUGACAGUCACGCAGAUGGCCUUCUCACCUAAUGACAAGUUCUUACUAGCUGUUUCCAGAGAUCGAACCUGGUCAUUGUGGAAAAAGCAGGAUACAAUCUCACCUGAGUUCGAGCCAGUUUUUAGUCUUUUUGCCUUCACCAACAAAAUUACUUCUGUGCACAGUAGAAUUAUUUGGUCUUGUGAUUGGAGUCCUGAUAGCAAGUAUUUCUUCACUGGGAGUCGAGACAAAAAGGUGGUUGUCUGGGGUGAGUGCGACUCCACUGAUGACUGUAUUGAGCACAACAUUGGCCCCUGCUCCUCAGUCCUGGACGUGGGUGGGGCUGUGACAGCUGUCAGCAUCUGCCCAGCGCUCCACCCUUCUCAACGAUAUGUGGUUGCAGUAGGAUUGGAGUGUGGAAAGAUUUGCUUAUAUACCUGGAAAAAGACUGAUCAAGUUCCAGAAAUAAAUGACUGGACCCACUGUGUAGAAACAAGUCAAAGCCAAAGUCAUACACUGGCUAUCAGAAAAUUAUGCUGGAAGAAUUGCAGUGGAAAAACUGAGCAGAAGGAAGCAGAAGGUGCUGAGUGGUUACACUUUGCAAGCUGUGGUGAAGAUCACACUGUGAAGAUACACAGAAUCAAUAAAUGUGCACUGUAAUGGACUUAAUAACUACAUGCUUGCAGUCACUGGUAUCUUAAAAUAUUAUCAUGUGAACAGGUCAUCUUUACCUUCAUAACUGAACUGAGUUUCUGGGUUUUUUGUUGUUGUUGUUGUUGAGAUGGAGUCUUGCUUUGUCACAGCCUCCACCUCCCAGGUUCAAGCGAUUCUCUUUCUUCAGCCUCCUGAGUAGCUGGGACUAGAGGCACACACCACCAUGCCCAGCUAAUUUUUGUAUUUUUAGUAGAGACUGGGUUUCACCGUUGGCCAGGCUGGUCUCAAACUCCUCGUCUCAGGUGAUCUGCUUGCCUCGGCCUCCCAAAGUGCUGGGAUUACAGGCGUGAGCCACUGCGCCCAGCCUGAGUUUCAUUUUUUAAGUCACAUAGCAGUAGUCCUUAUUUCAGUGCUAGACCCUUUGAAAUGCGGUGAAAGCUAUGGACCCUUCACUUUGUUAUAUAACAUAUGCACACACACCCAGAACUUUGCACAUACGUUCAGAGAUUCCUAGAGCUGCAGACCUGCCUCUGUGUGUCCCAAUUUAAGAACCUCUGUUCUUUCUUCAUGACUGGAUUUGCCCAAUUUUGUGUUAUUUUGGGACUUCAUUUGUCCCUCUUUGGGACGUUUCCUAAUUUAUUGCCCUCUUCAGAGAGUAGACGUAGAAAAUAAAGAGAGGAAACCUAGAUUACUUAAUUUUUAUUUUAACAUUUUCUAUAGAUAGCAUACCAUGCCAAGUGUGCUCUGUCUUGAUCCCCUUCUUUCUAGCAUCUGCCAGACAUUGUAGAGUUUCGCAAGCAGUUGUAGGUUUGAGCUGCAGCCAGUCAUUUCUUUUAUUCUUUAAAAGUACAUGGAUUCGUCUUUUUAGGGCUUUACUGAAAGUAAAAUAUCCUGACAUUUAAACUGACAGAUGUAGGAGGUAAAAAAUAGAGUUCUGAAACAUUUGAAUUUAUGUGAUAGCUGAAGUCACGAGAUGAGGGAUGUAUGUCCCCCAGGGAGGAUGCAGAAAGAAGAAAAGGGUGCUGGAAACAGCAUGUCAGUUGUGCCAGCUGAGGGCUGGAGGCAGCCAGGAGAGUUGGGAGCCUGGGUGUUGGGUGGAGAGAGGUUAACAGGGAAGACAUGGGAAGUACUGUGAAGGCUGGUGUGAGCAGAGGACUACUCCAACCCUGUUGGAACAUAGAGCCAUUUGGCAGAUUGACAAUGCGGUGACAGCUCUAUAUAAUAAAUGUGUUGAAAGGA
Molecule: messenger RNA, 4192 nt
Organism: Pongo pygmaeus (Bornean orangutan)
Lineage: Eukaryota; Metazoa; Chordata; Mammalia; Primates; Hominidae
Gene: ELP2
Product: elongator acetyltransferase complex subunit 2
Exons: 22
Coding region: 479-2959 (826 amino acids)
Biological process (GO): tRNA wobble uridine modification
Cellular component (GO): elongator holoenzyme complex
Molecular function (GO): protein binding
Source: RefSeq, a predicted model, not a curated record